Molecule: messenger RNA, 1961 nt
Organism: Mandrillus leucophaeus (drill)
Lineage: Eukaryota; Metazoa; Chordata; Mammalia; Primates; Cercopithecidae
Gene: SPNS2
Product: spinster homolog 2 (Drosophila)
Exons: 13
Biological process (GO): sphingosine-1-phosphate receptor signaling pathway; lipid transport; transmembrane transport
Cellular component (GO): membrane
Molecular function (GO): sphingolipid intramembrane carrier activity; transmembrane transporter activity
Source: RefSeq, a predicted model, not a curated record
CGGGGGGCAGCCGCCGCUAUCCUCAGCUUGGGCAACGUGCUCAACUACCUGGACAGGUACACCGUGGCAGGCGUCCUUCUGGACAUCCAGCAGCACUUUGGGGUCAAGGACCGAGGCGCCGGCCUGCUGCAGUCAGUGUUCAUCUGUAGCUUCAUGGUGGCUGCCCCCAUCUUCGGCUACCUGGGCGACCGCUUCAACAGGAAGGUGAUUCUCAGCUGUGGCAUUUUCUUCUGGUCGGCCGUCACCUUCUCCAGCUCCUUCAUUCCCCAGCAGUACUUCUGGCUGUUGGUCCUGUCCCGGGGGCUGGUGGGCAUCGGUGAGGCCAGCUACUCCACUAUCGCCCCCACUAUCAUUGGCGACCUCUUCACCAAGAACACGCGAACGCUCAUGCUGUCCGUCUUCUACUUCGCCAUCCCACUGGGCAGUGGCCUGGGCUACAUCACUGGCUCCAGCGUGAAGCAGGCAGCCGGAGACUGGCACUGGGCAUUGCGGGUGUCCCCUGUCCUGGGCAUGAUCACAGGAACACUCAUCCUCAUCCUGGUCCCGGCCACUAAAAGGGGCCAUGCUGACCAGCUCGGGGACCAGCUCAAGACCCGGACCUCAUGGCUCCGAGAUAUGAAGGCCCUGAUUCGAAACCGCAGCUACGUCUUCUCCUCCCUGGCCACGUCGGCUGUCUCCUUCGCCACAGGGGCCCUGGGCAUGUGGAUCCCGCUCUACCUGCACCGCGCUCAAGUUGUACAGAAGACAGCGGAGACGUGCAACAGCCCGCCCUGUGGAGCCAAGGACAGUCUCAUCUUUGGGGCCAUCACCUGCUUUACGGGCUUUCUGGGUGUGGUCACGGGUGCAGGAGCCACGCGCUGGUGCCGCCUGAAGACCCAACGGGCCGACCCACUGGUGUGUGCCGUGGGCAUGCUGGGCUCUGCCAUCUUCAUCUGCCUGAUCUUCGUGGCUGCCAAGAGCAGCAUUGUAGGGGCCUAUAUCUGUAUCUUCGUCGGGGAGACGCUGCUGUUUUCUAACUGGGCCAUCACUGCAGACAUCCUCAUGUACGUGGUCAUCCCCACCCGGCGGGCCACUGCUGUGGCCUUGCAGAGCUUCACCUCCCACCUGCUGGGGGAUGCCGGGAGCCCCUACCUCAUUGGCUUUAUCUCAGACCUGAUCCGCCAGAGCACCAAGGACUCCCCGCUCUGGGAGUUCCUGAGCCUGGGCUACGCGCUCAUGCUCUGCCCCUUCGUCGUGGUCCUGGGUGGCAUGUUCUUCCUCGCCACCGCUCUCUUCUUCCUCAGCGACCGCGCCAAGGCUGAGCAGCAGGUGAACCAGCUGGUGAUGCCGCCCGCAUCUGUGAAAGUCUGAGGUGGUGCCAUUGGGACAAUGAAGAACUCACAUUCCCACCUCGUCCGGGAGGUGUCCUACAGCGUCCGGGACCGGCUGGGCUGCCCCAAAGCUUUGUGUGUGAUCCACGGCUGGGCAUCCCCCCUCUCUGGCCUGGGCCUGCUGAGUGGCCCUGGCAUCAAGAAGAGGCUGUGUCCUCAGUUACCCUGGAAGGAUGUGUGUGUUGGAGCCACAUGGUUGGACAGAUUCCCAGCCCUAGGUUGGGGCUGCAGGGCCCCUGGGGCCAAGGAAGAAGACAGCCCCAAGUGGGUGUCCGGGGAGAGCCUGGCCUGCCACCAGCUUAUGUGAUCUUGGGCAAGUCCCUGCCCUCCCUGGAACGAAGGGCCAGGGGGCCGGACUUUCCCACACAACUUGCUGGGCAAAGCAGGAUCUGCAGCUUUGAAGACUCGACAGACCCUGGACCUUACAGAGAGCAGGUGGCCCAGGCCUCAGGGCGGCAGUCCUGGCUUUGAGGCUCACGUAAGGGCCUGGUGUGCGGGACCACUGCUUCUCAGCUGGGCCUCGGACCUCGGGGAUAUCGGACUCAACCUGGCAACUGAAGCUGGGCACCCAAGUCGCUGGGUACUCCCUGG